AUGAGCGAACGGAGCGGAUACGAGGUCGUUGAGGUGCUAGCGGAGGAGAACGGUGUCGAUGAAACCAAGAUCACCGACGUCGUGCUGCACAACGACAAGUUCAAUUUCCUGACUAGAGGCGACCACGUGUGCGCCUUCAAGCCUAUCAUGAAUGGCCAGCGCCUGGCCCUGGAUGGUGGCUGGAUACUCAGCCGGUUCGUUCCAGCCCUCGCCGGCGACGACCUCCACAUCCGCGCUCGCUACCUCGUCGUGUCCCGGGAGGAGCUGCGCAUGCUCGUGAGGUUCACGCCCCACCCUCUUCAGCGGGGAACGUGUGGGUUCAAGGUGUUCCGGGAGAUGGAGCGGAAGAGAGCGGACGCGUGCCCGAACCCGAACUUCCCCAUUGAGGAGUACCCCUGGGCAUGGAGGGAGCUGGACACGUUGGAUGGCCGAAUGCUGUUCGUCGGGCAUGGCUGCUCCAGGUCCUACGAGGUGGAUCAGUACCCAGGCUCCGAGGCUGCCAUCUACUUCUUGGAUGACGGAGAUCAGUAUGACAACGCAGAGAUCUACUUCCGCCACGGCUAUGCUGUUGUUUCUAAUAGCAGCAUUCAGAGUGAGAUAGUUUCUGGUUUCGAUAUUCAAGAGUGA
This is a messenger RNA of Panicum virgatum (switchgrass), 627 nucleotides long. RefSeq lists its product as uncharacterized. The coding region runs from base 1 to 627 and encodes 208 amino acids. The transcript has 2 exons. The record is from RefSeq and is a predicted model, not a curated record. Lineage: Eukaryota; Viridiplantae; Streptophyta; Magnoliopsida; Poales; Poaceae.